Drosophila melanogaster (fruit fly) is the source of this 963-nucleotide messenger RNA. RefSeq names its product insulator binding factor 1 (gene Ibf1). Bases 85 to 813 code for a protein of 242 amino acids. The record is from RefSeq and is marked reviewed. The transcript has 5 exons. NCBI's taxonomy places the organism in Eukaryota, Metazoa, Arthropoda, Insecta, Diptera, Drosophilidae.
AUUUUACAUGCAUCUGUAGUGAAGCCAUUUUUAUUUGCAUCGUGUAUAGUACAUUGGAAUUUACUGCGAUUGUUGUAUUUUAAAAUGCCCCGAAAGAAGUCCGAGGAUUUUUACAGAACCCACGGAUUUACCGCCAAUUUGGAGAAUGGCAAAUACUCGGCCACCUGUCACUUCUGCGAAAAAGUACUCCAAAAUACGGCGCUAUCCCGGCUAUCGUUACACAGGCAAACCUGCGAUGCCCGGCGAAGUAGAAGCGCUGUAGUGUACACUUCUGCCGACGAGAAGGAUCAUGACGAGGCUCCUAGGAUAAAGAUCCAGAAGAUUUCGGGCGACGAUGAUGGCGGCCUGGAUAAUGCCAACGAAGGCAAGGAGAUCAUUGUUAAGAUACAACAAAUUCUGGACGAUGCUGACGAGGCUGAGGCGCCCAAGGAGCAACCCAGAGUGAAACGAGAAAUUCGCAAAAGGAAACUGACCAAAACGGAAGAGUCUGGCGAGCAAAAUUUGGAAUUUGAAAUUUCCAACGUUGAAAUUAAAAAUCCCGAAUACUCUGAGUACCUGGACGAAAGCAAAGAACAUUACAUAUUGCAGCAAAACCCGGAUGACUUAGCCAAUGGAUCGGCGACGAUCAUCGAGGCCAGGCCAAGAAAUGGUUUAGCUGCAUUGCGAGCGGAAAAGGCGCGAGCCGAGAUCAGUCAGUUCCAGAGUAAGACCAAGUUUCUUAAAACGGAAACGGACAAUCUAAAAGUAGAGCGCACACUGACUUUGCUUAAGAUUCAGAAGCUUCGAUUGGAAAUCGACGCCCUACGCGAUUAAAAUGUAUUUUAACUAUAGAUAACUUUUAAAUGUCCGCAUGGUGAACCCUUAAUUUUUGUUAAGAUGACGAAAAUGUCUGUCUUGAAUUCAACAUAGAUUUAUUACAUUUAACUUUGUAAAGGUGAUUACAAAAUACAUUAUUUUAAGCCU